This is a messenger RNA of Carassius auratus (goldfish), 3064 nucleotides long. Its product is annotated as beta-1,4 N-acetylgalactosaminyltransferase 1-like. Gene Ontology annotation, biological process: UDP-N-acetylglucosamine metabolic process; UDP-N-acetylgalactosamine metabolic process. Gene Ontology annotation, molecular function: acetylgalactosaminyltransferase activity. NCBI's taxonomy places the organism in Eukaryota, Metazoa, Chordata, Actinopteri, Cypriniformes, Cyprinidae. Bases 1522 to 2739 code for a protein of 405 amino acids. The transcript is spliced from 10 exons. The record is from RefSeq and is a predicted model, not a curated record.
GUAUAAAUUAUGCCUUAAUAAAAAGUCAAAAAAAGACGUCUUAAAAACUUUCAUUCUGGCUCCUCAGUGGACGUCUUUUCAACGUCAGCAAAGACAUAAAAAGGCGUCCACUGGACAUAACUUUGCCCAGUGGGAAGGUUAAGAGAAAGGUUAAGGAUUAGGUUAUGAACUACUUAGCGAUAAGAACGUUUUGGGGAAACGGGCCCAGUUCAUUAGUAGAGUAGAGUUUAGUUCCAACCCUAAUUAAACACACCUGACCCAGCUAAUCAAGGUCUUACAAGGCAUACUAGAAACCUCCAGACAGGUGUGUUGAUGUAAGCUGGAACUAAACUCUGAAGAGCAAGUGGUUUGGAUCAGGACUGAAUUUGGACACCCCUGCUAUAAAGUAGAGUGAGGCAGGCUUUACGUAAACUCUCUUACAUAAAUAGUCCAAAUUUGCUGAAAACAUCACAGUAAUCCACACAACUACAGUUAAUUUUCACUUCAAUUAACAUCUUUUGAAGUGAAAAGCUCUGCAUUACGAAACGAACCCAUCAACACGUUUUAUUAAACUUUCACUUCUGUUUAGAACACCAGUCCAUAAUCCAUAAUAAAUCUUCCUUCCACAUCAACAUCCACCAACAUCAUUGUUUAGACCAGAGGACCCAUAUUUUAGCUGGAAGCAACGUUUUGAAGUUAAAAACAUCUUUUCACUUCACAAGAUGUUAAUUGUUGGGCUGGAGCGGUGUGGAUUAUUGUGCUGUGUUGUUUUUAUCAGCUGUUUGAACUCUCAUUCUGCUUAAUGGCAGACAUGUUGAAGAUUAGCAGAUAGGUCGUUACUUCAUUAAAUAUUAAGCUAUUUCCUCAUAAAAGCAUAAAAAGAUUAAUUCAGCAGAGUCAAGCUUCUCCUCCUUUGACAUCAGUUUAAAAGUACUCUACUGUACUUUUACUGAUCUGAAAGACAAUCCAAAGAAGACAAGUCACAAGAACUACAAACACAGCAGCUUCACACACACACACACACACACACACACACACUCAAAGACAACAGCUGACAAGCUAAACUGAAAACAGAGGGCUAUAAAUACAGGAGGUAAGAACAAGGAAAUAAAUACAGGUGGGCUAAAUAAGUAAUUUUAAAAGAUAGCCUGCCUUUAAAGCAGUGAUUUAUUUAUUGCUAAGAGCUAUGAAUGCAGAAUGAACUGUAAGCUGUCAUGCAUGCACUCAAUUGCGCACGCAGCAUGAUUGAAGCUAAACAGACUUGACUUAACAGCAUUGUUCCGAAGUACCUCGUAUGCACAGUGUCAAUUCAAAGAAACACCCAUUUGUAUUAACUUUACAGUUUCUUCUGUUGGUGUCAUACUACUCUGUACCUUUACCUCCCUUUCUCUGACUAUUAACUAAGCAAUGUGAUCUGCUUACUUUAUUCUGUUAAACAGCUUAAGUCCUGAACAAUCUGAAAUCUCAAGUGUGACAGAACUCCUCAGGCCAAAUGUUUCUUGUCAAGGAGCUGAACUCUUAAGGAAGUUUGUGCCACAUGAAAUGGAUAACAUACUAGAACGCAGAGCGAAUGAAUACAAGCAAUAUCAACUCAGAAGGAAGACAAAUGCAGAUAUUAUUAUUGCCCCGGCCAACUCUCCUCUCCAAUAUCCAAUCACAGGUUUCAGGGUAGCUCCUCUGAAGAAAAGUUUGAUACCAGGUCUUGCUCUUCAAACACAAGAGAGAGGUAUAACAACAAACAAGAGGGAGGUGUACAAGGUGUCUUUGAGUGUGAAGAGUGGAGUGCUCUCAGUGGAGGAUCUUCUGGAUGGAGAUCAGGUGGAGGGACAGGGUCAGAGUGAACUGACCAUCUCAUCCAGCAACCUCACACAACUCAACGAUCUGCUGUCCAGAGUGACCUACACCAGCACCAUCUACCACAUCAGAACAUCAGACCUGGUCUCUUUCACUUUUGAGGAUCACAAGGCAAUAUUUCCAGUCAUGAUCAGAAGACCAUCAGUUCCUGUUUUGUAUGACCCAGGAAAAGAUAUCAACUCACGGGUGACCAUAAUAACCAAGACCUUUCUGAGGUAUAAGGAGCUGAAUAUCCUCAUCCAGAGUAUCAGGAAAUUUUACCCGAAGAUCAAGAUCAUUGUUGCGGAUGACAGCCUGAAACCUGAAAAUGUGCCUGGAAACAACAUUGAGCACUACAUCAUGCCUCCUGCACAGGGCUGGUUUGCAGGCAGAAAUCUGGCUGUAUCUCAACUUACAACGAAAUACUUCCUGUGGGUUGAUGACGACUUCGAGUUCUUGAGUGAGACACGGAUCGAGAGUUUUGUGGAGAUUAUGGAAGCUCUUCCAGAUCUAGAUGUUCUUGGGGGUGAGGUUUCGGGGGACCAGUUCUACUUUGUUCUGGAGUAUGACGAGGGAGAUGAGAAUGACGGCGGCUGCCUAAGACGUAUUAGAGAGUUUCAUCAACCACUUCCAGGAUAUGAUGGCUGCUUUCUAGUGGAUGGUGUUGUUAAUUAUUUCUUAGCUAGGACUGAUGCUGUACGAAGGGUUGGCUUUGAUCCGUUCCUCAAAAGAGUCGCUCACACCGAGUUCUUCAUUGAUGGACUUGGCAAGCUGAUGGUUGCUUCGUGUAAAGGCCUAUCUGUUGGUCACCAGACACAUCGGGCACAGGACGAAUAUGACUCUUAUAGGAAUCAAGGAAAACUUGAGGAAGAGCAAAAACUGGCUCAUCAUUUCUUUAAGAACUAUCUUAACUACAUCAAGUACUGAUUAGUAAAAAUUAGUGAUCAUUAGUGGUUGACCGAUAUAUAGCCUAGGCUGAUAUAUCAGCCGAUAUUUGGCAUUUUUCAAAUAUCAGAAUUGUCCGAUAAUUUUUUCUUCUUGGCCGAUGUGUUUGAGACUUUUAUUUUGAUGACACAGCAGACUUUUAGUUUGUCGGCGCUGAUAAGGCAGCGCCUGAGAGCACACAGUGUUCACACUCUCCAUCUUGUUUACUGUCGUUAUUAAAGGGGUCAUAUGAUGCUUUUUUAAAAAUCUGUAUUUUGUGUAUUUGGUGUAACAGAAUAUGUUUACAUGCUUUAAUGUUCAAAAAACA